AACACGAAGGACAUUUCCUGAAAAUUAAUGACUGUCAGGAGGAGUUGAGGGCCUGAAAAGUACAGGAAAGCAAGAUACAUUGGUCUGUCAAGUAAUGUGAGGCUCUGGAUCUGAGGCAGCAAAUCUUUUGGAAGAAUAUAAUGUUCCAGAGAGUAUUUUUCUUCCAAAUGGAAUAGAUCUUCGCCAGGUUACUGUUCUGCCAAAGGCAGAAUGGGUAAGGAUUCGAGACAGUGUUGACAGUGCAGCUAGAGAAGCAGCACGGAUUCAUGCAGAGAGGAAAGAACGGAAAGAUAUGCACUUACGUUCCAAAGCAAUUGUGAAAAACUGGCCCAACACCAUUGCAGGCCAGGCACAGAGGAAACUUAAAGCCAGGAAAUUGCGAGAAGAAAAGGAGGAAGAAGAAAGAAAACUACUUGAUCUGGAGGAAGCACAGUUUCAAGCAGCAAAGCGGAAGGAGGCCAUAGAAGAGGCCAAAACUUAUCAAUAUUAUCAGAAUGAGAGAGUGAAAGGGUUACAUAAAGCACUUUUACUUACUGAGGUCCUAAAGGAAAGAGAUGCUCAGAUUGAAUUUAAAAAGACAAAGCCAGAUAUUUACAAAAAAAAGGAAGAAGAAAUGGAACGUGAGCGUGAAAAAGCUAUUCUGAAAGAGCAGGAAAAGGCAUAUGAACGCUAUAUGAAUCGACAGGCACUUUGCAGAGACCACCUGGAACAAAUAAAGGAACAUAAGCACCAGGCAGAAUUAGACAAAAUAGAGGCAAAAAAAGAAGGCGAAGAGAUUCAAAGACUGACCAAGUUAUAUGAAUUGGAAGUGCAGAGAGAAAAUGAAAAGAAACUGGAGGAAAAACGUGAACAUAGGAGGAUGCAUUGUGAGCAUGUUGCUGACCAGGAUAUUCUUAAAGCUGUACAGGAACAAAAACAAGAAGAAGAGAAUGAUAAAAUUCGAGCUCACUUUAAAGCAAAACAAAAUAUGGCCAAACUGAGAAGAGAAAAAGAAGCUGAAAUGAACAGGUUAAUGCAGGAGCGUAGGGAUAUUAUUACUAACCGUCUAGUUGCACAGAUGAAACAGACAUUUGAGAGGAUAGAUGAACGUGUUGCUAGAGAUGUUGCAGAGAGAGAAGCUGAGUGGGAAAAAGAGCUCAAAGAGAAAGAAGAAAAAACCAAAGCUGAAUUGAAAUCAAUUGCAGAACACAGAGCCACUGUGAUAAAAAUGAAAGAGGAGAGAGAGAGAGAGGCAAGAUUAGAGGGUAAAGAAAAGCUUCGUGAACUAAUGGAAGCAGACCGCAUCUAUCUGGAAAUGGAGAAAGACAAGAAGCGAAGAAACCGCAAUGAAAACAUAAAAAUGCAAAAGACUCAAAUCCAGCAAAUGGCUGAAAAACGGGCAAAAGAACAGCAUGAGAAACAAGCAGAAUUGGACUAUGAGGCCCAGAAAGAAGUUAUUGCAAUUUGCAAGGAGCAGGAAUUUCAAGAAUAUGCAAAUCAAGUAAUUGAUUCAGAAUCCAAGACAACCCGAAAUAUUUAUCCUCUUCUCAAAGCAGCAAAGGAAGGGACAGGUGGCGGCCAUGGACCAGUUUACAGAGAAAGAGGAGGAAUAAGGCCUAGUUACCAAGCACGAGAUAUCAAUGGCACUCAGCUACCUUCUUAUAAUUGUAACACUACUGAAGAAAUAAAAGAGCUAAAUAUCAAUGGUAACAUCCAGCAAGCUAAGGGAAGACUAGGUUUUACAUGGUAAAAAUAACUCUUUGGAGUCUUUACAAAAACAAGUCCAAUAAAUCUGUAAAUGAUCCAUGUUGUAUGAAACCCAUGAAAGGAACUAUAAAAGCCAUAAGUACUCCAUGGAAAGUUGAUAGGGAUCCAAGUGUAUUUUCCUAAACAUUAAAAGUUGUAUUUUACUAAAGUCACGAUGUUAAAGCAAAUAUACAGGCAGAACUGAGUGAUGUACUGUUUAUAACCAGUGUAGAACCUUACUUUAUAUAUAAGGUCAUAUAAAAAAACCCAUAAUAUUUUGGUUUCAUUUUUGUAAGUUUCAAGUUCAAUCUUUUACAGCUACUCUUGAAUACCCACUGUAAAGUGUUGCAUUUGGCUUUUUGCAUUGUUAUAAUCAGUGAGUGCUAAGGAAAAACAAAUUAUCCUCAAAAGAUACCAAAUACUUUUCAAGAGUGUAGGAAAUACAUGAGAAACAAAUACUAAAUAACAGAACAAAGAUA
Messenger RNA from Mauremys reevesii (Reeves's turtle), 2204 nucleotides. RefSeq names its product coiled-coil domain containing 173 (gene CFAP210). The record is from RefSeq and is a predicted model, not a curated record. The coding region runs from base 293 to 1729 and encodes 478 amino acids. Lineage: Eukaryota; Metazoa; Chordata; Testudines; Geoemydidae. The transcript has 9 exons.